AUGAAAUUUGUUACCUGGUUUAUAGUUUCUUAUGUUCUUAUUUUUCUGGUUCUGAGCGCUUGUAAAGAAGUGGGAGCCAAAGGACUGUGUAGUAGAAUAGAAGACAUUGAUGGAAAUUGCGAUUCCCACGGAGAGAAGGAGUGCUUGAAAUUCAUGACGGAUAAAUAUAAGAAAGAAAGACAUGUUAGCUGCACAUGCACUAACCUUUACAUGUUACAUAAGACCAAACGCUUUUGCGAAUGCAAACAUCACUGCUCAAGAUGA
This is a messenger RNA of Camelina sativa (false flax), 264 nucleotides long. NCBI's taxonomy places the organism in Eukaryota, Viridiplantae, Streptophyta, Magnoliopsida, Brassicales, Brassicaceae. The record is from RefSeq and is a predicted model, not a curated record.